UAAUUAACUUUAAAAAAAGUGAUGCUCGAAUCCUAUAAUUAUUAAGCAGCUAUUGAUUUUCAAAUCUUCUUAUAUUCUUGUCGUUGCGGAAAUUCUCUCGCACCCAAUCCUCGAAUGUCAUCUUAAUCGUGCGAUUGUAAAAAUUUCUAUACGUAUUUGAAAUCGUUGGAAGAAUUAGCUUUCCCGGGUGGUCAACGCAAUGGAAAAACGUGGCAACACAAUCUCCUUUUACUGCCAUGCAUCACUGUUUCUUAACCAAGUGGCCUUCGCAGAGAAAUUCAUUUCGUUUUCAUGGCAAGCGGAAUAUAAACUUUCCUUUAACGAGUCGCACCAAAGUUUUGAAGAGUUGCCUCCAGUUCUGCUUGCUUCGGGAUCCCAAAUCAAUGGAACUGCAAAUGCCGAUGCAGUUUUUCCAGAUGAUUCGUCCUCUUCGGUCAAACAUAUCAUCGAAAAUUCUGGGAAGGAUUUUCCACCUUCGUUACCCGGCUUCAGAUUCCGACGUGCUGCCGAAACCAACAAUGCUGUAGAACAAGAGCCUGAUUUCGUGGAAGAUUUGCAAAUUUCACCUGAGCUGAAAGUCCAAUUGUACACCGGAGUUAUUUUAACGACAAUCGGCCUAAUCGUCUUUGUCCUGUGUAUUUGGCCGCUUUUCGUCUGUCUCCGAAGUUGCUGGCGGUAUUCCACCACUUGCUGCCUUUCCUGUUGGGAUCUACUUAACUGCCGUGAUCCAGGUUAUCGUAUUAUGUGUCUUGCGGCAAAGCAGAACGGACUGGAUCCACCCACACCGGAAGAGUACGACCGCUUCAUGUCCGGUUGGGAAGAUCGAGCCCCUGAACUGCUGGAGACUUUGAUGGAAUCUUAAAAAUAUCUGGGAUGGCGAAAACCACACGUGUAAAUUUAACUCCUCCUCUAACAGCGAUGAGACUUUGUCAAACUACCGUCUGAAUUUAAUUAUAAUUACAAGAAUACAUCAACAUAGUUAAACUGAUACCAAACUUCAUAAUCUUCGCCAAGUAGGCAAAAUAAAAAUUAUCAAAACGCCUAAAUCAAUAUCUGCAGGCAUUUGCUAAAGUGCAUGGGCUGAAAGAAAUCGUGACAGGAAAAGUGAGAAGCGAACAAUAAAACCAAAUUAUUUUCUCGCAAUUAAUUAAUCAUAUUAGCAAGAACCAUGAAAGAUGAACAGCCAAACUUUCUGCAAAUAUCCCGAUUUCUUCUACACCCAGGAGUAAAACCAGCAUUCUUCCAGUCCUAUCCACUGACACCAAAUAUGUACGUACCGCCGAAUGUUUCAAGAGAAGCCUAUUUAUCUGCCAUUGCAUACG
Molecule: messenger RNA, 1322 nt
Organism: Paramacrobiotus metropolitanus
Lineage: Eukaryota; Metazoa; Tardigrada; Eutardigrada; Parachela; Macrobiotidae
Exons: 5
Coding region: 200-862 (220 amino acids)
Source: RefSeq, a predicted model, not a curated record